AGUCACUCCGUGCUGUUUCAAGUCUGUCAUACCGGGAAGACGCAAUCCGUUAACAUGAGUGAAGAAUUUAGUGGCUCCCUGACCCCGCCCUGCUCACCAUAUAUCACCGAGAGCCUGGAGUUACUAGUGACUGAACAAUGUAUCCCUCCGCGCUUUUCUUGCGCACCGGACAAAUGUAGGAAUGGCGGGAAAUCUUUUUCUGGAGAUUCGUAUCUCAGUACUGGCUCCCUCAAGAGACUGUUGCUGAAACUUGACCCUUCACCAACUGACUAUGAAUCUGACACUGUUGAGAUUUUCGGUUUUCCUUGGGUGACUGAAACGGCUCUUGUUGAAUCAUCAGAUAUGCUCUUUGGAUUGCUCAGACAAAAAAUAAAUACACUGGAAAGCUUAACUCAGCCCGUUUCAUUUGAUUUUGGGCAAACCAACAAAAUACAUAGCGAGGCAGUGGAAAUUCGAAACCAGUGUUCACGGUUUUUACAUUAUGUUAAGGUAUUUAUAUACAGAUUUUUAGAGUCAGAAAAAGUUACUGAUGAUGGUUCACUUCAUCCUUAUGAGGAAAUGGAGGCGCAACUUCCUUCAAAACUUAUAGAGGAGCUGAAUGGCUUAUGUUUGUAUAUUGGACGUCUGAAUGAACUACCAAGCAACAUUCUUGGGGCCUUCACUAUCCAACACCAUGGCAAGGUUUUUCCAGCAACCUGGCAUCUGCUUCACCUUCACCUAGAUAUUCAUUGGUCUAUUUUAGAAAUCCUUCACAUUUUAGGAGACAAAAUGCAAGGUCAAGUUGUAUACGCUCACCAGUUUAUUAAUUUGAUUGGGGAAAACCUAACUAAUGUUGGCCUUUUUAAAGACCAUUGUGAAAACUUAAUAUGUGAUUUGAUUGGUCUAGCUGCAAGCAGAUAUACUAAGGUGCGACCAUCAGAAGCUUUAAACAGUCACCCAUAUCCUUGUCUUUGUAUAAAAGAGCUGUGGAUUUUAAUUGUAUAUCUUCUUGACCAUAGAAGCAAAGGUUCUUACUCUGAGUGUUUUUGGAACUGGGUAAAUACGCUAUUAAGAAGUCUCCUUGGUGAAUCCAGUGGAACAGAAACCCCUAACAUUUCAGGUGUGGUACAGUGCAAAGAUUCUUUAGGACUCAGCUGGUGGCUUAUGUCACACCUCUCAUUAUUAUAUCAGUUUGAUCGGAAUGGCAACCAAGAUGAACGGAUCCAGAUAGAGUCAAACUGGAAAUUCGUUGAAGAACUCCUGAAGAAAUCCAGCAAUGUGCAGAAUGUAGUCCUAGAAGACCAACUCCGAAUGCAUCUACAAUGUUGCUUGUCUUUAUGUGAGAUAUGGGAAUCAAACCUGCCCACCGCAACCAUUCUUUGGGAAUAUUAUAGCAAAAAUCUGAAUAGUGCUUUUAAUAUUUCGUGGCUUGGAGUAAGAGCAUUGGCCAGCGUCAGUAAAACACCUUUUUCUAUGCUGGAGGUAGUGAAGAACUGCUGUGCUGAUGAACAUAGUUCUGACCUGUACAAGUCUGAUAACAGCUACCUCAUUUUCUUGCGGAUCAUGGGACGCUUGAUGAAAAAAUCUAAAGACACCAGUGGGACACAUCCUUGGAAACAAAUUAAAGGAAGAAUCUAUUCAAAAUUCCACCAAAAGAAGAUGCAGGAACUUACAGAGGUUGGUCUGCAGAACUUUUUCACUCUGUUCCUUUUACUGGCUACUUUGGCAGAAACUGAAGAUGUUACUAGUAGAGUAUUAGAUUUAUUAAAUUUUUUAGUUCCUAAUCAUAUUAGUAUGGCUCAGCGGACCCUUGUGUGGCGUGGUCAUUUUGCUUUUCUCCUGGUCUAUGUUGAGAAAAACAUGGACAUAACUGCUUUGGCAGAAAAGCUGUCACACAACUUUCAGGAAACUGCCAAAGAAUUCUUGGUUUUAAAGAGCGACUUUGGCCAGAAACACAUACUAUGGACGUUGCUUUCUACAUAUGUUGAUGGAGUCCAAGAAGUGUUUGAAACUAGCCGCAACCUCCAGCUUUCUGAAGAAAAGCUGCUAAAUGAAGGCUUUAGCAUGUUGUUACCAGCUUGUCGUGAAUCUGAACUCAGUGCGGUAUUGCAUUUCCUGCAGACUGUUAUAGCCAGACUAAGAAAAGAUGUACAAGAGGACAUAUACUCAUUCAAUAUUACGAAUUUUUCUUCCCUGUAUAUGGAAGAGGAGGAUACUUCGGUAGUAUAUGAGGGGGAAUUCUCAAACUCAGAUGGAAUCCAGAUAGAGUCAAACUGGAAAUUCGUUGAAGAACUCCUGAAGAAAUCCAGCAAUGUGCAGAAUGUAGUCCUAGAAGACCAACUCCGAAUGCAUCUACAAUGUUGCUUGUCUUUAUGUGAGAUAUGGGAAUCAAACCUGCCCACCGCAACCAUUCUUUGGGAAUAUUAUAGCAAAAAUCUGAAUAGUGCUUUUAAUAUUUCGUGGCUUGGAGUAAGAGCACUGGCCAGCGUCAGUAAAACACCUUUUUCUAUGCUGGAGGUAGUGAAGAACUGCUGUGCUGAUGAACAUAGUUCUGACCUGUACAAGUCUGAUAGCAGCUACCUCAUUUUCUUGCGGAUCAUGGGACGCUUGAUGAAAAAAUCUAAAGACACCAGUGGGACACAUCCUUGGAAACAAAUUAAAGGAAGAAUCUAUUCAAAAUUCCACCAAAAGAAGAUGCAGGAACUUACAGAGGUUGGUCUGCAGAACUUUUUCACUCUGUUCCUUUUACUGGCUACUUUGGCAGAAACUGAAGAUGUUACUAGUCGAGUAUUAGAUUUAUUAAAUUUUUUAGUUCCUAAUCAUAUUAGUAUGGCUCAGCGGACCCUUGUGUGGCGUGGUCAUUUUGCUUUUCUCCUGGUCUAUGUUGAGAAAAACAUGGACAUAACUGCUUUGGCAGAAAAGCUGUCACACAACUUUCAGGAAACUGCCAAAGAAUUCUUGGUUUUAAAGAGCGACUUUGGCCAGAAACACAUACUAUGGACGUUACUUUCUACAUAUGUUGAUGGAGUCCAAGAAGUGUUUGAAACUAGCCGCAACCUCCAGCUUUCUGAAGAAAAGCUGCUAAAUGAAGGCUUUAGCAUGUUGUUACCAGCUUGUCGUGAAUCUGAACUCAGUGCGGUAUUGCAUUUCCUGCAGACUGUUAUAGCCAGACUAAGAAACCUCCAUGAACGUUCAUCCAAAGUACAUGGGAACCCAGGCAUGCAUGCACUGUCAGUAGUGAAAGAGUGCCAUCUGGCUGUAGCUAGCGCUCUCUGGAGGAAUUUUUUCCCAUUCUUGAAGAGCUUAAGACUUUCACAAACACCUCCUUCACAGCUUGCCGAUACAGCUGCAGGUUAUACUCUGUUAGCAUUGGAUAUGCCCAGUAGUGCCCCAUCUGAACUACAACCACAGCCUUUUGUGUCAAUGAUGCAUCUAUUUGGAUGGGAUGACAUGAUCAUACCACAGCUGGUAUCCCGUUUUCUCAGCCAUCUAAUGCCAAACAGCAUAUUAACCGAAGCCCUCUCUAGCAUGGGAUAUACUUCUUAUCAAGCCUUGUGUAUUCGAGCUUGGAUACGAUGUGUAUUGCAAAUCUUUAUUGAUCAGCCUGUUGGUGCAGCAAUACGAAGUGACUCUGAAAUAACAAUGCUGCUGACAGAACAGCUGGGAGAAUUAUCUAGACUAGUUUUCAAACUACCUGAAGUGGAAAAUAUUUUAUGCAAAGGAAAAAUUGACCCUAAAUCUAACAAACAAGAUCCAAAGAGUGCAAUUUUACAAUUCAUCAAGGGAGCUGGUGUGACAUAUAGUAGCCUUCAAACCUUAGUAGAAAAGUCUACUAUGGUAUCAAAAUGCCUUGAAUACCUUGGAGAUAUAUUGAAAUAUGUAAAACCAUAUUUGACAAAGAAAGGGCCUGUUGAAGGUCUCCAGAUUACUUACAGAACCACGGGAUGCAUUGUGAAAUACUGGGCAUUGAUGUUGGCUACUUCCAAAGCUCAGCAGUUCUUGUUCCGCAUCAUUGAUUUCCUGCUUUUGCCUCAUGCUUUAUAUCAUCAAGAUAAGGGUUUGCCUCCAGCCAUGCUCUCUGCCAUCAGAGAAAGUCUACCUCUUUUUCUCCAGGGCCUAUCAAUAAUAUCCCGUCAGUCUCAAACACAGGGCGCCUAUGUGAAGCAGCAACUGAAGACUAUUAUACAACAGUAUUUUGGACGAUUCCUUCCCAGUGCACCAUCUGUUGCAGUGACAGGCAGUCACCCCAUGCUUCUAGCAGUGUGUGAAUCUGUGCAGAGUCUGCAUACUGUUAAUCUUAGAAGGACAGUAAUGCAAGUGAUAAGUGACAGCUACCUGCAGUUUAAAGGUCAUGCCCCACCUCCUCGAUUGGCAUCCAUUUUGUCUUUUAUCCUUGAUGUUUUCCAGAAAAGCAAAACGGUUGAUGUGGGGGAUGCUGAUAUAAUUCUGCCUUCCAUUCUUAAGUGUUUCAUGUUGGUCAAUGACCCUCAAGCUACCACUGCGCACAUUUUGAACAUGGAGGCGCUGGACAAGUGGGAAUACACAGUGACCCAGCUGGUACACAACCAUUUUCAAAGUCUAGAGGAAGAGCUUGAUAAACUCCUCAAUCUACAUGGAUCUUUUGGGCCGCCAACAAGGGAAUACACUCGGGUCCAACAAGCCACCAGGACAAGGCCGGACAGCAUAACGUCCCUCCACUUGUGCAGCCUAACAGAUACAACACUUUCCACAGAAGGGUCUAUACCUACCUCAGCUUCAGACCGGGAGACUCAAGGUGGUAAUGGGGAGUCAAGUGCCCGUGAAAACCUCAGACCGAAAAUUGCUGAGAGUCUGGAUGCUGGAGAGGGGACUGUCUCCCAGGUUCCCGCUCGAGUAAUUCAAGCCAAGCUACCCCAAACUAGGGCACAUCGAUCCGGAGCUCUGGCUCUGAGUCAAACUCCCUCUCUGUGGCUGGACUUAAUUGCUGGCGACAUGGAUUGUGCUGAGUGUGAUAGCAAUUGCAAAAGAGUGGAACUGACAGAGUAUGGCGUUACAUUUUAUGCCACUCAUAUUGCGCUUCUCGGCAAUACACUACCUUGGAACAGUUACCAGAGUGACUUGCCUUUGCAUCGACAGGUCAGUACAUACCUCACGGAGGACGGGGAACAGGACACUUGCUGGGGAACAAGCAAACGGCAAUCAUUUUUUCUUAACCUGCUGAUUGCUACAUUGGAACAAGGAAAGCAGUUUGUGCAAAACUUCAGUGGGACAUAUGAUCACCAGGUAUAUGGAAUCUUGGAAACCCUAUCUGUCUUGGACCAGUCUCUUGUUAUCAGGCUGAUUCCAACAAUGACUCAAAGUCUGAAGGAACAGGAGUAUAGGCGUGGGCAGGGCAGAAAUGCUUCAUCAAGGGAGGCUUACAAGAGAUUGCUCUCUCACUUGGGUGAACCGGGACUUGCUGAGUUGCAGGCACUGGAUUAUGAAAGAAGCUAAUAUGAAACCUGUGUUGCUGUUGUCCUUGUUCACGUUACAACCAGAAGUACAUGUACAAAUGAAGUGUUCAUACUUGUAACAUCUAUAAUGUUUGAUAAACUAGAUAUUUAUUUUUCUUAAGGCUGUAUUUUAUAAUAAUGAUGAAUUUUGGCAUUGAAUAAAAAAAAAUAUUCCUUAAUGAUGUUUGAUUUUACUUCCUUUCUAAAUAAAAAAUGGUUUUGCAUUUUC
Bombina bombina (fire-bellied toad) is the source of this 5679-nucleotide messenger RNA. It is a transcript of the gene MMS22L, whose product is annotated as MMS22 like, DNA repair protein. Lineage: Eukaryota; Metazoa; Chordata; Amphibia; Anura; Bombinatoridae. The coding region runs from base 55 to 5451 and encodes 1798 amino acids. The record is from RefSeq and is a predicted model, not a curated record. Gene Ontology annotation, biological process: double-strand break repair via homologous recombination; replication fork processing. Gene Ontology annotation, cellular component: nuclear replication fork. The transcript is spliced from 29 exons.